UAUCAUCAGUCCACUGUGGGUCUCCUUACUAGUAGCUUUAAAAUGAAAACUUCAAUAUUUUUUACCGCUUUGGUUUUUUUUCUAAACAAAACAAAUGCAAAAAUAUCAGGGGGUGAUUAUUUGGAUGCUCUGGAUCGUGAUUUACACCAACGUGUUCUAGAUCCAGAACAAUGCCAAAAUCAAUUGCAAUACAUCCGUAGAUCUGAUCCAUUUCUUUCUGCACAGUUUGUGGAUGCCGGUUUAAGAAUUCCAAAAGGAAUUUUACAAGGAAAUCUUAAAGAUUAUGGGAACUAUCACCAAUGCCUUGGUAUACACCAAGAUGUAUCAGAGGAUAUGCAAAUACAAGGAAAAUUUUGUUUAAUAUCCGUACCAGUUAAUUUAAAUUCAAGAAAAAAUCCACAAUCGACAUUAGAAUUUGAUCCAAGCCUAUUACAAUUACCUCUACAAACUAAAAGGAAGCUUGAAGAAAGAAAUAUGUAUCUGGACAAAAUGCGUUCCAUAUUCGGCAAUACAAUAGAAUAUCAGAGGAUGGAUCCAAAUAAUACACUGCCUGAUAUUGAUUUUCAACUUGGUAUAUGUAUACCAAAAGUAUGUACAACAGAAGAAGCGCUAUUAUUUAACUUAUUUAAUUACACAUUAGAACAUUCUAAUAUGUACUGUCGCCUUCCAAACGAUAAACACUGGAUUACUGCCGAUUAUAUUGCUAUAGUUAUCUUUUCUCUACUUGGUUUGUUGAUUAUAUUGAGUACUAGCUACGAUGUAUAUUACACAGUUUUCUCUAAAAAAGAUCCCAAAAAUAUGAACGUUCUCCUAAGUGCAUUUUCGGCGUACACCAAUACUAAACGCGUUAUAUCAACUAAGCCUCAACCAGGUAUUAUCGAAUGUCUGGAUGGUAUACGAUCGCUAGCACUAUUUUGGGUGGUGUUUGGACACGUUUUCUUCAUAUUUAAUUUUUUUCCCGCAAAUACGAUAGAAACGAUGGAAUGGUCAUUAUCUUACGAUUCAAUAAUGAUACGGACGGCUCUCCUUUCGGUUGACACUUUCUUUUUGAUGAGUGGAAUUCUUUUAGUGUACACUACUGCUCAUAAACUAACUGGAUGUCAAUUGCUGAAAAAUAUUGUGCCUUUUUACCUUAACCGUUUGCUUCGUAUGUUUCCUGUAUUGGCCUUUGUAAUUUUGUUCCAAGUGUCUAUAUAUAAUCGUAUAGGAGACGGUCCUAUGUGGACAGUUGUUUUACGCCACGUCCAGAACUGUAGAACAGUAUGGUGGUCAACUUUACUACAUUUACAAAACUUCCUCAAUCCCGAAGAAUCUUGCAUUCCUGUGACAUGGUAUCUAGCAAUUGAUGUGCAAUUACAUAUUCUUUCGCCAAUCGUUCUGUUUUGGGUUUUGGGCAGAGAAAGACGACUAGCGUGGUCAGCUCUGUUUCUUGCUCUAUUUUUGUCUCUGACUGCUUCUACAGCUUAUAUUUUUGCAAAUACUUUCUCAGAUGAAGGUUUGAAUUACUUCGUUUAUGUUUAUGUCAAUAUUUUAACAAGAGCCCCUCCUUUCUUUGUGGGAAUGGUGUUUGGAUAUGCUCUUCAUUUGGCACGAGAAAAAAAAAAGAAAAUGCCGAUGCAUUUGCAUGUCGCUUUAACUGCAUUUUCUAUUUCACUCUUGGCCCUUAUCCUAUACUGCCAUGAUAAGCGUGAUGAUCCAAACUUUGAUAACCAAAUUGUUAAAGAUCUUUUUCAAUCAUUUUUACGACCAUUUUGGGCUGCCGGUCUUGGUUGGAUUAUUUAUGCUUGCUAUAAUGGCUAUGCAGGCCCAAUCAACUGGUUACUUAGCUUGAACCUUUGGAAAAUCCCAUCUCGGAUAUCUUAUGCAAUGUACCUGUCACACUUGUCACUAAUCUUGGUGAUUUACUCAAAUGCUUUACAGCCACUGUACUUUUCAGUUCAAAGGGUGAUGUUUGAUGCCAUGGGAUUCAUAGCAAUAGCACUGGUUACUUCAUUUUUGAUCACAAUAUUUGUUGACUUACCGUUUUCAAACCUGAUUAAGCUAUGCCUCUCAUUGAUUACAAGAAAGAGGACAAACCAAAAUGGCGUUAGUAAUGUACAAAUUACAAAUGGCAAUUUACCGACCCAUCAAAUUCCAGAAAAGAAACAAGAUUCAUAAUGAAAUGCUACAAGCUAUUAUUACAAAUUAAAUGUACAAAAUGUGAAGUUCUGUUAGUGAAAAGUCCUUAUUUAUAUGCAUUAUAAUUAUAUUCUGA
This is a messenger RNA of Danaus plexippus (monarch butterfly), 2254 nucleotides long. Its product is annotated as O-acyltransferase like protein-like. The transcript has 12 exons. NCBI's taxonomy places the organism in Eukaryota, Metazoa, Arthropoda, Insecta, Lepidoptera, Nymphalidae. The record is from RefSeq and is a predicted model, not a curated record. Gene Ontology annotation, molecular function: acyltransferase activity, transferring groups other than amino-acyl groups. Bases 43 to 2157 code for a protein of 704 amino acids.